This is a messenger RNA of Cylindrotheca closterium, 417 nucleotides long. The record is from the annotation of a GenBank genome assembly. Lineage: Eukaryota; Bacillariophyta; Bacillariophyceae; Bacillariales; Bacillariaceae.
AUGUCGUCAAUAUGCCUGACAAUAUUCAACCAAUUCUUGGCGAACAAAACUUUCAAACUCUACCCACGGAUACGAAAGAUUUUCUCGUCUCUAUUGUCACCAAAAGCUUUUGGAGACAUUUGCCAAGAAGUUCAUACUGGAAGACUUUACGACCACCAUGUGGAACAACUUGUUGGAAGCACGGGAUUGGUGGAGGCAAAGAAACGGAUAUCCGCAAGGUUCUCCUGCCAACGAUUUGACGAGAUUUUCCAACGGCGACUCAAGGAGCGAAAGAACAGCCAGCAGCAGAAUGGUGGUGGUGGUGGUAACAACGAUGACUAUCGAGAAGGCAGUGCUAUGGAACAGAUUGUGGAUGCCCUCAUUGAAAUGGGAUGCACUGGUGAAGAAAAAGAUGACGAUGAUGGUGUUCCCCCAUAG